Triticum dicoccoides is the source of this 1569-nucleotide messenger RNA. RefSeq lists its product as uncharacterized. The coding region runs from base 101 to 760 and encodes 219 amino acids. NCBI's taxonomy places the organism in Eukaryota, Viridiplantae, Streptophyta, Magnoliopsida, Poales, Poaceae. The record is from RefSeq and is a predicted model, not a curated record. The transcript has 2 exons.
CCAACCUCUCUCUGGAGCUCUCUCCCCUCGCCCGUCUGUGCUGUGUUGUGCUGUGCUGUGCCGCUCCCAUAGCUGGCCGCCGCAGCAGAUCUCCCCUGCCAUGGAGAUGGAGGCUGAUCUUUCCCCAUGCCGCCCCAUCCGCUGGCUCCCUCCGCAUACUCCGCACCACGGCGAACACCCACCCUUGGAGUCCGCCCUCCUCGACACGCUAGUGUACGUCGACGACCUCACCGGCGCCUCAACCAGCCGGUGCAUGUGCGCCACCCACAGCGGCCACAUCCUCGAGCUCAACUUCUGGGCCGCGCGCCCGCCACUCCUUUCUUACUUUACCAUCCACCUCCCCGACCUCCUCCCGGAAGGACCUGCCACCCCGCUCGACCGUCUCCCCCGCCUCCUCCGCACCCACGGCAACCUCGCCCUCCUCCGCGUCCCCGUCGGCCAAGAGAACGACUACUUCCUCUACGACGCGAACCCCCGCUUCAGCAUGGUCAUCCCGCUCACCGACGGUUCUAUCGGCCUUCUGCGCUGCCCGGGCCAAGACAGGCUCUUUGUCGCCGUUCUCCACAAGACCUUGGCCCGGGGGCACUACGCCAUCGACCUGUUGGAGUUCAACCACGGGUCGUGGACCUGGAGCACUCGUCUGAUGCAUGCCGAGUCGCCUCAGGAAUGUGACUUUGGCAUCCCGACCAAGUCCUUCGCCCUCCCGGCCUCGAUCUGCUGGGUCGACCAUGUGAAGGCAUCCUUAUCUGUGAUCUGCUAGAUGGUGAUGAUCAAGUCCUUCGUUUCAUACGGUUCCCUGUGCUGGCGCCGCCCAAGAAGAAGAGAAUUGCAGGCUAUGAUAGGGAUGUUGCUGUCGGCUCGGAUGCCUGCAUCAGAUACAUGGAGGUGUGGGCUCAUCCCGUGCCUGGAUCAGACAAUGGCGUCACCUACACUCCGCAGGACUGGCGCGCCGCCAUAGCAAGAUGGCUGGAGCCCCAUAAGAAGUGGCAGAUCAGCCAUGAGCUCAAGGCAUCACAAAUUGCGGUGGACGACAGCCACUCUGGGUUGCUUCCUCGUGUCGAGGCUGCAAUUGAGAGUCCAAUCUUGAGUAGACUCCACGCAGGGCAUCCUGCUCUCAGCUUGCAUGACGAUGAUGUUGUUUACAUCAUGGCCAAGGUUGACCACAGGGACGAACAGUCGUGGAUGCUUGCUCUUGACAUGAGGAGCAAGACUCUGAAGCCUUUGGUUACAUAUUCUUCCCAAGUGAAAUCUUCAAGCUACUCGAAAAAGAAGAAGGUGGAGCUGCAAGAGGAUCCUCGGUUGCUGCGUGACCUUCUGCUAAUAUAGAAGACGAAGGUUUAUUUAGUGCAAAACUGAAAGCAAAACAUCGGUUUAUUUAGUGCUGAACUGAAAGCAAAAAUUAUCUCUGACUCUGAGACGGUAGUAAUGAAGCACUUAGUUGCGUUCAUGAAAAUGCUCCGGAUACGCGGCACCACCAAGGCUCCCUGCCACUGCGGCCAUCAACAGCCUGUAUCAACGAAAAAUUGACAAUUGUCAGGCUCCAUUGCAGCAUAUGAAUACAUCCUACAU